Messenger RNA from Protopolystoma xenopodis, 414 nucleotides. NCBI's taxonomy places the organism in Eukaryota, Metazoa, Platyhelminthes, Monogenea, Polystomatidea, Polystomatidae. The record is from the annotation of a GenBank genome assembly.
CUUGCCUGCCGACGGGACUAUAGUUUCGACAUCGCCUCAACUGGUACCAUCAUCACCUCAAACGGGAAUCGAACUCGACUGGUACAGCGUACAAUUUCAACAGAUUUCAGCAGAGGACUCAUCUCCGCCGAAGCAGUGCACCCUUCGGUGAAGCCCCGCAGACAGUUCCCAUCCAGGCUGGACAGCCUCUUUCAAUCCUCCACCGAUACGUUAGAGACAACCCUUUGCGUCUUCAACAGUCGCGAUGCUCUGCUCCGUGGGCCUUUGGACGAGGAACGAACUUUAGCAACGCCAAGCCCACUUGAUACAGUUGGCUACCUGAAGCUCGAGGACGUCCCGACCAUACCGAAGGUGCUAAAGGGAGACAGCACCGUCUCCGCCGACCGAGCCUUUUUGAUCGACAGCUCCAUUUAA